UACGUUUCUCACACGAUUUCCUGAAAAUCCGGUGAAUUCUUUGAAAAACAGGACUUUUCUUUGCACAGACUGUUAGAAUAAUUAGCAAUUCAGGAUGUCGUACAUGCUGCCGCAUCUCCACAACGGAUGGCAAGUGGAUCAAGCCAUCCUAAGCGAAGAAGACAGGAUAAUUGUCAUCCGGUUUGGACACGAUUGGGAUCCGGCCUGCAUGAAAAUGGAUGAAGUGCUGUACAGUAUUGCUGAGAAAGUGAAGAAUUUCGCUGUGAUUUACCUCGUAGACAUCACCGAAGUCCCGGAUUUCAACAAAAUGUACGAGCUGUAUGAUCCCUGCACGGUAAUGUUCUUCUUCCGCAAUAAGCACAUAAUGAUAGAUUUAGGCACAGGAAACAACAAUAAGAUCAACUGGCCACUGGAAGACAAACAGGAGAUGAUCGACAUCAUAGAAACUGUUUAUCGAGGCGCCCGGAAAGGACGUGGUCUGGUCGUGUCGCCCAAAGACUACUCCACAAAGUAUCGCUACUGAAUCCUCCUGGCCAGAAUCUCCUCUGCGCCUCUCAUUCAACUAAUAAUAACUCCCGUAGACACUGAAAGCGAUUAUUAAAUUAAUGUUUUGUUUACAUUCA
Phlebotomus argentipes is the source of this 623-nucleotide messenger RNA. RefSeq names its product thioredoxin-like protein 4A (gene Dim1). Gene Ontology annotation, cellular component: spliceosomal complex; U5 snRNP; U4/U6 x U5 tri-snRNP complex. The transcript is spliced from 3 exons. Gene Ontology annotation, biological process: mRNA splicing, via spliceosome. Bases 95 to 523 code for a protein of 142 amino acids. The record is from RefSeq and is a predicted model, not a curated record. NCBI's taxonomy places the organism in Eukaryota, Metazoa, Arthropoda, Insecta, Diptera, Psychodidae.